AUGAGGUUGGAGAGGACUAAAUUGCGAAAAAUCAAUUUGCUGCUGCAACGAAGAAUAUCUAACUAUGUAGCUGCGGAUAAGUUGGAUCAGGAUAUCCGGAUUAUAAGACGCAAACGACCGUUGGGAAUAUUCACUUUGGACAAGAACAAAUUGUAUAAGGAUAAAUUGCAAAAGUUUGGGGAGUUGUUGACCAGUUGGAAAACGGAGCAUCGUCUGAUGACCAGAAGGACUCGCGCCCUUCAGGAGGACUGUGACAACGCGAGCGAACAUUUUGCUAAAGAAUUGGUGGUGUACGAGAAGAGACUUAGGGAAGUCGGGGUUGGCCUAAUUAGGGCUCGGAAUGCUCAACCGUUGCAGGAAAAGGUCGUGGAUCGUUAUCUAAGAAGACAACGACUCAAAUUGCAUGAAUUGUCGGCGCAGCGCCUUCGUCUGCUGAAGGUUCUGAGGGCCCUCAAGCAAGCCGAGGACUAUUGGAAAACUUUUUCUGUAAUUGAUCCGUCUAAGCCAAAAGAAAGAUCUAUUAUGGUAUAUGAAAAGCUCUUGGCUAUGAAGCAGCAUCGAGCAGAAAAAUUAGAAGAUCGUAAAUCGGAAAUCCAGGCCCUGGAUGAAAAGUGCCGCGGCAUAGCGGUGGCCUUGGCCCAUGUGCGAGAAAAAGCCCAUGCCGUCAAAUAUGAUGUCCUGUACAGUACUGAAAUGCUGCAAGGAUAUGAGGAAGACGCUGCCUGGAUCCGCUUAUUAACAAACAGUAGCAAGAUGGCACGUGAUCGUUUAAAAAGAGAAAUUGAGAAGAAGAAAAUGCAGUGCGGUUUGAUGCUGCGUCCGGAUUUGCUGAAGGACAUGAUGAAGAUUGUUGAGAAAGUGGAGGAACGAAAAAUCGAGCUAGAAAAGCAGAAAGAAUUGCAUCAGAAAGAGCACGAGCAAUUGGUGAGAAUAAGGGAAAAAAUACACGAACGCAGUAAAAGUAGAGAUAUUUUAAGGGAACCUUUCAAGAUUUAUUGA
Messenger RNA from Ctenocephalides felis (cat flea), 999 nucleotides. Its product is annotated as coiled-coil domain-containing protein 96-like. Lineage: Eukaryota; Metazoa; Arthropoda; Insecta; Siphonaptera; Pulicidae. Gene Ontology annotation, cellular component: axoneme; ciliary basal body. The transcript has 7 exons. The record is from RefSeq and is a predicted model, not a curated record. The coding region runs from base 1 to 999 and encodes 332 amino acids. Gene Ontology annotation, biological process: cilium assembly.